AUGCCGAGACCUGGGAAGGAUUCGUAUGAUGAACAGGUUGGUUUUGAGAGGGAUAUAGAUGAAUUUUUAAAGUGUGAAAAUUUAAUUUGCAUUUUCAGAUAACGUUUUGGAGCUAGAAAAUUAGCUGAAAAUAAUUUUCAGAACUGACAGUAUUCUGAGAUCAUUUUUCAGAUCCUGAAAAUUUUCAGAUGAAAUUUUGAUAAAUAAAAAGUUUCUGUAUUUUUUCACUGUUUCGAAAAUUUCUUUAAAAAAAUUACAUAUUCUAUUAACUUGAUUCUGGUUUUUGAGAAAUUUUUGAAAAAUUCAAAAAAUUUUGAAAAUUAGUACAAUCAAAAACAUUGUGAAGCAGCUUAUAAUAUCAGAAUUUCACUGUUUCAAAAAAUUUAUGAAAAUUGGAAAAAAAUACGAUAAAUAUUUUUCAAAAUCAUUUCAGAAUUAAUGAAAUUCCGUAUUUUCCCAAUGAAAAAUUUUCACUGUUUCAAAAUUUUCUCAAAUUUUUUGAAAAUUUGAGAAUUACAGUUCAAUAUAGGUUAUUUCGAAAAUAAUUUUUCCAUUAAAAUUCACCGUUUCAAAAAAUACAUGAAAAAUCUAUCAAAUAUUUAAAUACGAUUCCAAACAUCUGUUUUUGAAAAAUUCAAUAAAAUUCCAGUAUUUCUCCGAAAAAUCCACUGGUUCAGAAAGAAAUUUUCUUAAUUUUGUUGACUUUCUAAAAAUCAGUAGAGAAACAUUAUCAGAAAAAAAAUCAACUGUUUCAAAACUUUAUCAAGUUUUCUUGUUAAGAGUUAAAAAUCCUCUAAAAAAUAAUUACAUAAAUAACCCCUAAAGUUUUCCAGAAACCGCCAUACUCCUACAUUUGGCUAACUUAUAUGGCAAUUCAAGAUUCGGAUGAGAAAAUGCUUCCGCUCACUGAAAUCUACAAAUAUAUUAUGGACAGGUUUCCGUUUUAUCGAAAAAAUACCCAAAGGUAUGGGGGGGUUUUGGCUGAAAAUUUAAAAUGAAAAUCCAAAUUUUCAGAUGGCAAAAUUCGUUACGUCACAAUUUGUCGUUCAACGAUUGUUUUAUUAAAAUUCCGAGACGAGCUGAUCGACCCGGAAAAGUUGGUUUUUUUUGGGGGGGGGGGGGGGAAAUUCACUGUUUCAAAAUUUGCAUGAGUUUCAAAUCCCAAAUAUUUUUUUUGAUAAAGUAACUGUGAAAUGGUCUGCGUCUCUAACAAAAAAAUUUAGUUGUCUAACACUCUCUCAGUUUCAAACACUCUCUAGCCGCCUGGCACUCUCUAAUUAUAUUUCUCUAAUUUUCUAGUACCCUCUGACUUUACACACUAUUUCUUCACUCGAUUUGUCGGCUUCUCUAACUGUCUAGCAAUCUCUAAUUUUUCCACACUAUAUAUUUUCUCUACAAGUCUACCUAAAGAAAUAAAACUGAAAUUUUUCUGGAUUCUGAAAAUUUAUGAGGAAAUUUUGAAACAGUGGAUUUUUUUUUUGAAAUUCGAAAUAGAUUUGUCAACGAAUUCUUGAAUUUUUUACAAAAAUAAUAUCGAUUUUUUGAAACAGUGAAUUUUUAAAGAAAAAUUUUUGUCAAAACUUGAGAUUUUCAGGAAGAAAAACGUAUCUCAAAAAAUAUUUCACUGUUUCAAAAAAUCAAUAAACACAAAAAUAUUUUGAAAAAUUGUUGUUCCAACUGUUUUUGAGAAAAAAUCCACUGUUUCUAUAAAAAUCAAUAAAUUUUCAAAACUCAUGAUGUUUUCAGUACUGUUAGGUUUCCAUCUAAAAUUUUCAGUGGGUAAAACUUUUGAAGUUUCGAAAUUUUCCUGGAAAUUUAUUCAAAAUAAAUAUUUUUUAUACCUAAAAAUUCCUGGACUUGUGAAAAUUAUCCCAAAUUCCUUUCCAAAAAUAAGGUUCCAGGGUUCCUACUGGGCAGUUCAUCCAAAUGCCUUGGGAAUGUUCGAAAAUGGAAGUUGUCUACGUCGUCGAAAACGAUUCAAGGUGAUUUUUUUUUCAAAAAAAGGGAAAAAUAUUACAGUACCCCUUCUUCCCGGUUCGAAAAAAAAUGAUUUCUUAUCAAAAUAUUUUCUUAUCACUUCAUUUGACUUUGUCUAUAUUUAGGUUACUGUAGAUGUUGAUUUUCUUCUUUUUUAAGAUAAAUCAAAGAAAGGGCGGUUUUUGGGAGGAGUACUGUAGGGUAGGUAGAUUUGUUGGUCAGUAAAAUAAAAAAAGAAGAAAAGAAAACAAUAAAACUUGAUUGGCCUUGUAUGUUUGAGAGAGGCAAAGGUGAUAGAUUGAUUUAUUUGAAGAAAAAAAUGAAAUGAAAUGAGGUUUGCUUUGAUUUUGAUUAAUUUAGUUUUGAUUUACAGAGGGAAGAGGUACUGUAAGGUCUUGAAGGGAUUUUUAAAGGGUUUUGUAGUUUUUGAAUUUUUUUUUUAAAUUUUGGGGUUAUUAUUAGAAAUGAGAAAAAUUUACUGUUUCAAAAAAGUUCACAAUUUUUUUGAAAUAGCAUGGGUCUUGUUUGAGAGGUACUGUACUUUUAAAUUUUGGCUCGAAAAAUGAGUAGUUCAAAAAAUUUUGAAACGUACAAAAUCGAACUUAUUUUUUUAUUCAAAAAUUUCACUGUUUCAAGAACUAACAUUGAUUUUUUUUAAUUUCCGGGUGUUCAAUUUUGAUAUGUAGACAAUUAAUUUCAAAAUUCUGAAAAAAUCCAGCUACAGUGAAAAAACGAAGAAAAAAUAAAAAUUUUCACUGUUUCAAAAAUUCCCUAAUUUUCCUGCUAAACUCCCAGUUUUUAUUGAGUAGUCGUAAUAUGUCACAAUCUACAGUACUCUCUCAGAAAAGUACAGUUCUAAUCCAAUUCGAAAAAAUCAAAAACAAAAUAUACAGUAACCUAAAAAAAUCUGAAAAUUUUUUAUCUGCAAAAAAUUAUCUGUUUCAAAAAAUCCUAAUUUUUUCUGCAAAACCUCAGUUUUCAUUCAAUUUAUUAAAAUAAACCGAAAAAUCUACAGUACUCCCUUGUUGUUAGAAAAAUUAAAAUUUUAAUCCAAUUUACCAAAAAAAAACCUACAGUACUCUUCGGCAUAUUUCAUUUAUCUUUCUUUUUUUGACAAAUAUUUUGUCAAAAAAAAACCAGAUUAAAAACGAAGGCUUUAGGCUUAUUUCAUUUUGCCGCCGCCUUUUUUGAUUUACUCAUUUUUUGACAGGUUUUUUGAUGGUUUUAAAUAGGUCAGUUAGUAGAAUUGGAUAGUAGGUUAAGAUGAGGAAAAAUGAAGAGAGAAAUGGCAAAAAAAACGGGGAAAUAUGAGGGAAAAAUUGGAUUUUUUCGGGUUUUAAAUUUCUUGAAAAAUUACUUUCAAAUUUUCAAAAUACAAUUUCGCGAAAAAAAAAAACUUUUGGAAAAUUUUUUUAAAGGCUCAUAUGAAAUGAAAACAUAUUUCAUACAAGAAAAUAUUAAAAACUUUUGAAACAGUGAACUUUUUUUUUACAAUUUGUAACAUAUUUCUAGUUCUACCCUUUAUUAAAACCUAAUUUUCUUUCAAAAAAUUCCAGAAAAUUGUGAAACAGUGAAUUAUUUUUUGAAAUAUAAAAAUUUCGAAAUUUCUGCUGAAAACAGUAAUUUUGAGUAGACUAAUUGAAAUUCCGAAAAAAAAUCACUGUUUCAAAAAUUUCUAAUUAGAAAAAAUUAUUUUUCUCAAUUUGAUGCCUUUUUUUAAAACUUCUUUCUGAAACAAAAUUAAUUUUUUGAUCUAAAUAUUUCUCACUGUUUCAAAAUUAUAUUAAUUUUUUGAGAAUUUUAAUUUGUUGAAAACAAAUAGGAAUGUCAGAUAUUUGAAAAAAAACUAUAAAAAUAAUUUUUGAAAAAAAUGAAAGAAAAAAUAACGAGGAAUUUUGAGGCAUUUUCCUCUUUUUCCACAAGUUCUUGCUCUCGUCUCUUAUACAAAUAUACCCCAAACUUACCUGAUAUAUUUAAAGGGGGGGUAAGACGACAAAUUUUUUUUGUCGCAAAGUUAAAGGCUCCCCAAAAGUAGUAAAACCUCCAAGGGAUUUUUUCUGGAAACGUCCAGAAAAAAUGUUCCAUAAACUAGGUACCACGUAUAGCUAUACGUUGAAAUUAUUCCAUAAACUUUUGGACAACGUAUAGCUAUACGUUGAAAAAAGUUCAUGGAAUAUUUUUUUCGGACCUUUUUAGGCCUUUCGAGAAAAAAAUCCCCUGGGGCUUUUACUAUUCAAAGGGAGCCCGAUUCAUUGAGCAAAUAAAAUUUUGUCGUCUUACCCCCCCUUUAACACAAAUCAUUGUGAUUUCUCUCCCAAAACCCAAAACCCAUUAAACUAACCUGACAUGAGUUGUAUAAGAACCAAAUAUCCUCAAAUUCAUUUUGUUUUGUUUUUUUUCGAAUCAAUCCUCAAUCUCUCGACAUCUGGAAAGCAAAAUAAAUUUAAGAUUGGCCAAAUACAAAAUAAAAUAAAAUAUUUCGAGAAAUGAGAAAAUAUUUAUUCUUAAAAUAAAAACGUGAACACUUUUAAUUUCGACAAAACAAAAAAGUCAUUUCAAAAAAAAGCUCCCAAAAAAAGGGAAAAAAUAAAAGUAAAACAACGAUACUCUUGGCUUGCCCGUUGUUUAAUUUUCACACACUGUUUGAGCGAAGUGUCGUUGUUUUAUUUUUACAAGAUUGCGCGUAGGAUUUGGUGUUUGCGGGCAGUCGGUGUUGACACACACUCUUAUUUUUUUUUUCGGGCGUAUUUUUUUCUUUGAAGGUUGCGAUCAUCUAAAAGUUUUAAUUUUUUUAAAAAUAUAAUUCCCGAAAAAAAAACACUUUAAAAAACUUCACUGUUUCAAUAAUUUCUGAAAUGAAAAAAAAUCGUUCAACUGUUGGUUCUUUUCAAAAAUUCUAUUGAAAAAAUAAAUAGAUAUAAAUUUGUUGAGACUCAAAUUCCCUCACCAAUUUUGGCACCAAAAUUUUCCCACCCAAUCCCAACCAAAAAAAUUUCCAGAACCGCGAGCAACAACGCCUCCAAAACGGUGGCUACACUUCAGACGACGACGAGAUUCCCCUCAAAAUGUCGCGUAAACUAGACUCUAGUCCCCCACCACUCCCUCUUUUCCCGCCACAACUUCCAUUUAUGAAUUUCAGUCUGUUAGGAGGUAUCUCUCCGGAAUAUCCGCAUUUCAAAAAUGCUCCUCAGCCACACCCUUUCAUGUUUAAUCCAUUGUCCCUUCUUUUAAUGCCCCAUUUAUUGGCGGCAACUCCACCUGCAAAAACUCCACCGUCACCUGAAAGUAGCGGAAGUGCCGUUUCUUCUUCCGCCGGUUUUACGAUUGAAUCGAUUUUGAGCUCAUAG
Messenger RNA from Caenorhabditis angaria, 5324 nucleotides. Lineage: Eukaryota; Metazoa; Nematoda; Chromadorea; Rhabditida; Rhabditidae. The record is from the annotation of a GenBank genome assembly.